CGAAACGAAUAGUUCUUUUUGUUGGAAAGCCAUCUGUGAAAUCCUUUGACCUUGAGGCAUUAAGCCCCGAAUCGCAACUUUCGACAGCUUCCAGACUCACAGAAGACAGAGUGCGUCGCCUAUAUGGCGACGCAGGUAGCUCAGCCUGCGGCUAAUGUAGAAUACCCGCUUCUGCUGGGUCCAAGCUUGGCACCUGAGCCAGGCGAGGAGCCGGAGCAUUUGUACGCUGCCCUUCGCUACGACUUCAGGCCGGCCAGCGCAGACAUCGAACAGCCGGGAAUGCUGGUGCUGGGCAAAGAUAACAGGGUUUCUUUGUACCUAGCCAACGCCGCCACCUGUGAGCUGGACGUGCUCUUCGCCGGCAAGUACGAGGCGUACGGCAACAGCAACGGCGGCAGCAGUACGGCACAAGGGCGAGAUGGACUGGACUGUGUGGCGCUGUUUGACCCAGUUUCCGGUAGCUUUCGGUUGGAGCUGCUGCAGGGGCAGUACAACACAAAGUGAGUACCGGCACCUCGUGUCAUUCUGUCCCUAGACCUCGUAGGCAUCAUUACACGAGGGUGGGUAGAGCAGGGCGCGAGGCCCAGAGGUGAAGCAGAGAGGACCGGCUUUCCGUUAGAAGGGCGAAGGGCGAGGUAGCGAAGGGUUAGCUGUAACGAGCCGUGGUGGGAUGCUGGAUGGGAGGACCGGACUACCUUAAGAGAGAGCGGAUGGGUAACUUCGGGAUCUGGGUUUGGGGGUAUCCUGCUUGCCCGGUAGUUUCAAGAGCGCUAGGAUACGAGGUUGUAACAUCGUGGGUCAUGCAAGGCGCUGAGCCAAAGUCGUUGUCGGGUGCUUUCUUCCAGUGGCUUUCCUCCAGCCUCCCCACUUCCUUCUAGCGGCC
Molecule: messenger RNA, 883 nt
Organism: Astrephomene gubernaculifera
Lineage: Eukaryota; Viridiplantae; Chlorophyta; Chlorophyceae; Chlamydomonadales; Astrephomenaceae
Source: the annotation of a GenBank genome assembly